CGUGACAGGAUAUCCGGGGAUACAAAUAUUGAUUACUUAAUCGUGGCAGUGGCACGCGGGGGUGACGUCACUGAGAGCCGGUGGUGAAGCUGAACAUGGCGGCUGUGAGGAUGUCCGCUGUCCGCUCUGCUGUGAUGCUUGCUGCGGUUCUGCUCGGGAUUUUCGCGGCUGGAAAAUGCACAGAACAAGUUCCUCUGCUGAUGUGGACCAGUAGUGGGUUUUCAUUGGCACCCCGGAGCGACCCGGCUGCAGGUCACACCGUAUCGGUGAGCGAGCUCCAGUCCUACCUGAACACGGCGUUCAGAUCUGCACCUCACAACGUCCUGCUGUUCUUUCAGGACAAGUUGAGUGUUGAUGACUUCACCAAGUACGCCGGUGUAUUCGGGAACAAACAGAGCAGUGCCUUCCCCAAUCUGGAGAUGAAUCUGCAGUCCUCCUCGUCUCUGCUCCUGCCGUCGGUGUCAUCCUCGGCCAGCGCCUCUCUCCCCACUCUGCUGCAGGACGAGCUGAACACGGCGCCGCUCUACAUGGACCCGGAUACGCUGGCCCAGCUGAGACUCAAUGCCUCUCUUCCCGCUCUGCUCAUCUUCAACCUCCCCUACAGCUCCUCUGGGGCUGAUAUGAUGUCUGUUAAAGAAGUACUCGGUGGUAAUGACGAGGUGAUUGGUCAGGUGCUGAGAAUUAUGGGUAAUCAGCCUGUCCCUUACACAGCCAUCUACACUGCUCUCCGUCCCUCACGGGUGAUGGAGGAGGUGUUUCCGGAGGUGCGUUCUGUCGGAGCGCGCUCUCUGCUGCAGUACCGGCGUGAGGGUUCUCCUGCUCCCUACGCCCCUGUGGAGUUUAAAGAACGCGGUUCUACCUGCAUCCUGCUCUGGGCCAAGAACCUGACCGUGAGUGAAUAUCGCUCUGGGAAGUGGGAGAGGCACAACCUCGGCCCUAAAACCUUUGGAGAGGGGGUUUCUCCUAAACUGGAGGGAUCCUUCUGUAACGCCACGCACUCCAGGCUCGUCCUCAACUACGAAAACGUAUUAAGCUACCGUUCUUUCAAACUCAUCUUUGUGAUGAGUCAGAGGCACUACAAGGUUUCAGCACGGCGCUGGUUCACCAUGGAUCGGGUCCAGCUGGAGUACGACGGCAAAACGGCUUCGUUUAACGGCAGCCGCAAAAUCUACGCUCCGGCCGAGUACUCGUACCGCUGUCACUCUGUCACCAGCUUCCGCUACCCACAGCUCACUCCUCGCUCGGCCAAGGACAACGCCAACGACUGGAGGGUCGCCUUCGACGACUUCCAGAUCCAGGGCUUUAAUGUGACGGGGACAGAGUUCUCUUACGCCAGCGAUUGCGCCGGGUUCUUCACCCCGGGGAUCUGGAUGGGACUGCUCACCUCGGCACUCAUGGUUCUGCUCCUCACCUACGGCCUGCACAUGAUCAUGCAGCUGCACACCAUGGACCGCUUCGACGACCCCAAAGGCCCCGCCAUCUCUGUCCCACAGACCGAGUAACAAGCCCCGCCUCCUCUCUGUCCCACAGACCGGUAACAAGCCCCGCCUCCUCUCCGUCCCACAGACCGGUAACAAGCCCCGCCUCCUCUCCGUCCCACAGACCGGUAACAAGCCCCGCCUCCUCUCCGUCCCACAGACCGGUAACAAGCCCUGCCCCCUCCUUCCCACAAGCCCUGCCCACUACAUCCCACAGAGUAACAAGCUCCACCCCUCUCCACAGAUACUCUGUUUUCAUUUCUUCAGUGCAAUAUGAGUAAACCGUUCCAUCUUUUAUUUUUCUCUCAACAAAUUUUGCUGUGUGUGUGUUGAGUGUUAUGCUUUCUGCUGGGAAUUUAAUUUCAGUGUUAACGUUAUGUUAAAGCGAAGAGACACUGAGGCGGUUUGCUCAAAACAUGUUCCUUUAUCCCCAAAUGUCAUCAGCGGAGACGUGUUCGUGUUCAGACGCUGGUUUGUUUAGUCUAACAGUAACUUAACCGUAGUGUAAGUCCUCCAGUUUAGCAUGGAGCUCUAAGCACGUGUGUAAAUGAUCCUCAGAAUCUGUGUCAGACUCAGGCAGGGGGUGUGGCCUAGAGCCUGAAGGCGGAGCUUGUACCUUUAGAAGUGAUUUGGAUUCUAAUAACUGCUAUUGCUCUGGUGUUUCAUGAAACGGUUUGUGUAUAAAGAGUGUUGAGGUGAGGGUGUGAUGCUAAACCGGAAACAUUCGCUUCGAAUCAUUUCCACCACUUUUCUGUAUUUAUGUGUCAGAGGAGUUUUAGUGAAACACCGCUGGUGUGAGUGUGCGUGAGUGUGCGUGAGUGUGCGUGAGUGUGCGUGAGUGUGCGUGAGUGAUGUGUCCGAGUUAAUUACCAGUGAUACACAGCGGUAAUUCCGGGUUCUGCCACUAGAGGUCAGCGGGUGUUGUUGAAAUAUUCCUACACAUGAUGAUAAAUGACUGAAAAGAGAACAAACCUCUGCGUUUUAUUUCAUCUCUCAGAAGCUUCCGUUUCAGUUCAUUAAUUGACUCAUGUUCAUUUUCCUCAAGACGGUGAAAUUUAUUUAUUUAGGAAUAUAAUAAACAUGUUGUUUGGAAUAAACUAUAUAUAAUAAGAUGAAAUUAUUGCAGUCGAGUAGCUUGCUGAACUUAUUUAUUUGUAGCGUGUGUGCGUUGUUGUUGUUGUUGUUGUUGUUGUUGUUAUUGUUGAUUAUUGUGGAGUGUGUAUUAACAGGAUUAAAGGUAUUCUGUGUUAUAAAAGCUGUAAACACUGGGAAUUUAAGUGAUCUAAAUAUUAGCGAUAAAAAUGAUCCUGUGUGUGAAAUCUUCAUCCCUCUGCACAUCAGGUUUCAUUAAAGAGACAGAUUUAAA
Molecule: messenger RNA, 2844 nt
Organism: Ictalurus punctatus (channel catfish)
Lineage: Eukaryota; Metazoa; Chordata; Actinopteri; Siluriformes; Ictaluridae
Gene: atp6ap1a
Product: ATPase H+ transporting accessory protein 1a
Exons: 10
Coding region: 96-1502 (468 amino acids)
Cellular component (GO): proton-transporting V-type ATPase complex
Source: RefSeq, a predicted model, not a curated record